This is a messenger RNA of Mya arenaria, 600 nucleotides long. RefSeq names its product heat shock 70 kDa protein 12B-like. The record is from RefSeq and is a predicted model, not a curated record. The transcript has a single exon. Bases 1 to 600 code for a protein of 199 amino acids. Lineage: Eukaryota; Metazoa; Mollusca; Bivalvia; Myida; Myidae.
AUGACUGAAUUUGAAACAAAGAAAAUGAAGUUUGAUGGAACUAGAAGAAUGGUUUUAAAGUUCCCGACUCGUUUGCUAGAGUUGUAUGAAAAUGAGGUUGGCCUUAAAAUUGAGGCAAGCUGGCAACAAACUAGGUUCGAAGGUAAACUUGAAUUUAAACUCGGAAAAAUGUUCAUCACAGAAGCACAGGUCAAAGAGCUUUUUCAGGAAGCUGCGACCAAAGUCCGCAAAUUCACGCAAUACAUUUUGGACGAGGUUGAGAAUAUAAGUCACAUAAUCAUGGUCGGUGGAUUUUCAGAAUCACCUUACCUACAAAGUAAAAUGAGAAAUAAUUUUGGUAACGCGGAUCCCUCUGGAGCAGUGCUAAAAGGUGUUGUCCUUUAUGGGCAAAAUUCCAGACAAAUAUCUGCUCGCGUAUGCAAGAAAACAUACGGCAUCGCUCGAAUGAUGAAGUUUAAGCCACAUCAUCCACCACACAAGAAGAUUACAAUCGACAAGAUAGACUAUUGUGAUGACCUCUUCAAUAAGCACAUAGAAAUCGGAACGAAGGUAAAUAUUGAUAGCGAAAAUAACGCGAUUGAACAUGAAUACUUUCCUUAA